Molecule: messenger RNA, 3328 nt
Organism: Columba livia (rock pigeon)
Lineage: Eukaryota; Metazoa; Chordata; Aves; Columbiformes; Columbidae
Gene: NCALD
Product: neurocalcin delta
Exons: 4
Coding region: 908-1489 (193 amino acids)
Biological process (GO): calcium-mediated signaling
Molecular function (GO): actin binding; tubulin binding; calcium ion binding
Source: RefSeq, a predicted model, not a curated record
GACACUGGUGUCAUGUCUCUGCCUGCAGGAUGAGGCUGCAGAGGUGAGUCGGAGCCAGGUGGAGACAGAGCACUGCUUCAGCCCCUUCCCCAGAUGCUUUACCAGGAGCACCGCAGGCAGGAGCAGGAGGGGCUGGUGGCCAAGGCUUGGGGACACGAGGCUGAGCUGGCCAGGCACCUCGAGGAGCCAGCCUGCAGCCCCGCACAUCUGCCACCCCGCAUUGCUUCGGCACGGACCGCUGCUGUGUCACCCGGAAUCUGAGCAGAGAUGCUGAACACCAAACACGUGUCUCUGUGGCUGUGAAUAAAACCUCAACUGCAUGUCACUUUGAAAUACCUUAAUUUCAGCCAGCUGGUGCAGGACCUGGCUGUGCAUCACUGAGGUGCCCCAGUGCACAAGGAGGGCAGCACUUUUGCCCUUUUGCUUGGGUGAACUGGGUGUAAAAGGUUUUGUUUUUCUGCCGGCAGCUGGGGAUGCAGGAGGAAGAGGAAGAGGGAGGUGCGUUUUCUUAUGGUGACAGGGUUAAGAGAGUGUCGUCAAUGGAACCAACCCCCCAGUGUAUCCAGCUCCAGUGAGCCCUCAGUGUUUGGGUUGUCCGGGUGCCCGGGGUGGUUGCAAUGUGCGCGCAGUAUGACAGAUGACCUAUUGAAAUAAUUUCGGAGUGGUGCUGGGGUUGCCAGGACAACUGGUGCUCCCUGGGCUUGCGCUGGCCCAUGUGACAACUGCCUUGACGUCAGCUGGAGGCAGAGCCUGCGGUUUCGGCCACGCAGCCAAAGCCUUGUGAGAACCUACUGGAUGCUGGAUUUAUCCCCGCUGCCACCGCCGCUGCUGUUUCUCAGGGGCUGCCAGAGCAUGGACUACUAAAAACUUGCAUUUCUGCAGUGUGAGGUAACAUUUUGACACCAAUAUGGGAAAGCAAAACAGCAAACUACGCCCUGAAGUCAUGCAAGAUUUGCUAGAAAGUACAGACUUUACAGAACACGAGAUCCAGGAGUGGUACAAAGGCUUUUUGAGAGACUGUCCAAGUGGACAUUUAUCUAUGGAGGAAUUUAAAAAGAUAUAUGGGAACUUCUUCCCUUAUGGGGACGCUUCUAAGUUUGCGGAACAUGUAUUCCGCACUUUUGAUGCCAAUGGAGAUGGAACAAUAGAUUUCAGAGAAUUCAUCAUAGCCUUGAGUGUGACGUCAAGAGGUAAACUGGAGCAAAAGCUGAAGUGGGCAUUCAGCAUGUAUGACCUUGAUGGGAACGGCUACAUCAGUAAGUCAGAGAUGCUGGAAAUCGUGCAGGCAAUCUAUAAGAUGGUUUCUUCUGUAAUGAAGAUGCCAGAAGACGAGUCAACACCAGAGAAGAGGACAGAGAAGAUCUUCCGCCAGAUGGACACCAACCGUGAUGGAAAGCUCUCUCUGGAAGAGUUCAUCCGAGGCGCCAAGAGCGAUCCGUCCAUAGUCCGUCUCCUGCAGUGUGAUCCCAGCAGUGCCGGGCAGUUCUGAAACCAUUCUUUGGAUGAAUUAUGUAUCUGCUUUUUAUUUUUUCCUUGCCAAACAACAUUCAUGGUAGUGUUGCCUCUGUAUGGCCAAUUAUGCCUUCAUUUGUGGCAUUUAUAGCUUCUUUUGUUGUGGAUUAAUUAUGAGAAUGCUGAAUUGCUCUUAACAAUUUGUCCAGAGCAGGGGCAGUACUGUUUUAAACAGAUAUUGUGGUGUUUUUGUUGUUUUAAAGAUUUUGUUUUAUUUUAUUUUUGUUUGUUUGUUUUAAAGUGUCUGUUUUGGAAAGUAUGUGUUGAGAAGGAGUAAAGUGACAACAAAAUUCUUGGCAGCAAGACACACUGACAGAUUUUAGAUUGCUGCUUUAGUAGCUGAGUAUUCGCCCGCAGGACUUGAAAGUCUAGUAGAGGUCGAACCAAAGGGGUUGUGAUGGGUGGUGCAGGAUUCACCUGGAACCUCCUCUCCUGUCUAGUUAAGGUCAAAGACAGGAUCAGGAAGAAGUACGAAAGCUCAAAACGUGUGCAGGGUGUAUCAUCUGCACCCCUGCUCCUAUGCCUCGUCGUUUCAAUGCUGUGAACAUUUUCCAGGUUGUGAAGGAGAAAGAGAAAAAAAAAAAGGUUGACAUUUUUUACUAGGUUUACAGUGGUUGAUUUCACACAGCUUUGUCUGAAAAUUCAGCAAUUUGCAAUCCUGAUCCCCAAAUCCACAACUGACAAUACCUCUUGCCGUUUGGGAUCAGCGAAGGCAGACACAGGUAUGGAAAACUGGGUCUUGACAAUGACUUUGAGGGAAAUGAUACAUGUUGAAUGUGAAAUUUUCAGGUUAGUAAUAAAGCAGUUUUUACUAAGGAGAGUGGCAUUCACAUGAGGAACUCACAGACACCUGCAAGCAGCUCCAGCUGAAGCACAUCUGCUGUUGUAAAUGAUCUUGCAUGGUAUGAAGUUUUGGGUGUGUUUUUGUCUCUCUCCACGUAGCUAAUGGAAUUUCUGGGCCUGCUCUUAGGGGAAGGCUGUCAUCAAAACUUGUUUUGAACAUAAAAUUGUAGCAUUUAUAUUUCAUUUAUUUUGGUAACAUUUGAAAAAUCUGUACUGAAAUAAGGAAAUGGUACGCUUACGGUAUAUUUAUAUAUAUACAAAAAUUAAAACGAAACAAAAAAAAGAUCAGCUCUUGAGAGAAAUGUUGAAUGUUUAUCUUUUCACCUAGAUGCAGGAGUUCUGAAAUUUGCUGCUGUAAAACUUUAUCCUUUGGUCCAAGUUCCUGUAUGCAAAGUUAGUGCACAUACAUGGGAUUUCUUAGGGACUUUACAAGCACUGCUGCAAUGGAAAAGCUUUAGCAACAGGAGGCAUUAUGCUGACUAAAUUGGCAUUAAUCUGUCAUUAGCUAAAUUCUGCUCUGUGAUCCUGUUGGAGAGCUACCCAUGGAGGCAGCGCACAGCGCUGGGAAUUCGUGAGCUUGUUAGAGUAACCUUUGUCUGACAGGCAAGGUUGGCGUUUUGACAAGUGACCUUGUAGAUGCUAAUCCCCAGUAGCCUUAAUUUAAAAUAAGCUAAGUAAAACAAGUCUGCUUUGCAGGUGAUGAUUAGCUAAAUGCUAGUUAGAUGUCAUGAAUAAGUAGAUGAGUAUGAAUAAUUUUUUGUCAAACACUAGCUAGCAUGUACAAUGACUGAGAGAAAAAAUCCUAGACUGAAUUUUUCCAUACCAUUUGCUUUGCCAGCUGCGAAGUGCAGAGCAUAUUAAAAUAAAAUAAAAAAAAAAUUGAAAAUAACGUUGCUAAUCAGCUGUACUAAAAUUAUUAUGAGUGGCUAAUUACACUCAAUAAAUGCCUUUAGGCACACACCUUUGUCUCAAA